Molecule: messenger RNA, 1632 nt
Organism: Diaporthe citri
Lineage: Eukaryota; Fungi; Ascomycota; Sordariomycetes; Diaporthales; Diaporthaceae
Exons: 1
Coding region: 1-1632 (543 amino acids)
Biological process (GO): ubiquitin-dependent endocytosis
Cellular component (GO): cytoplasm; plasma membrane; cytosol
Molecular function (GO): ubiquitin protein ligase binding; protein-macromolecule adaptor activity
Source: RefSeq, a predicted model, not a curated record
AUGCCGCAUCGCGUAGCAAACUUCUUCCGCAACUCCACCACAACCCUUGAGCACCAGGUCACAGCAAUCAAGAAGAACACAAUCAGGAGCAGGACAAAGUCCCCAAACAGGACAAAUAGCGGGCUCUCGGACCGCGAGCCCAGGAGCCAGGAGAGGGUCGUCUCCACGUACGCAUCCUCAAUAGAAGACGACAUGGACAGCUCACGAGAGCACACACCCGCACCCGUCUCCAGGCGGCCCACAGAAACGCCACGGCUGUGGUCAAAGGAGACACACCACGACCACAACAAGGACAAGGAGCACCACAGGAUAUCGUUCCCCGGCCUGCACGCCCUGCACCUCGGUCGCUCGAGCAGGGACGUCCACUCAAAUCCCCACGCGAGCCUCACCUGGAAGAUCGAGUCGCCCCCGAUAAUAUUCCACGGCGACGCCGAGACCAGCUCCGGUGCCCUCGUUUCGGGCCAGCUGUUCCUGGAGAUCAAGGACGAGUCCUACGACAUCGAGAGCUUCAAGGCCACCCUGCACAUCCACGUCACCCAGAAGAAGCCAUUCACUGUGCAUUGCGGCGACUGCGCCAACCAGCACACCCUGAUCAAGGAAUGGGUCCUCUUGCCGCAUGCCAUGCCCCUCAAGCAAGGCACUCACCAAUUUCCCUUCUCCGUGCUGCUGGACGGCCACCUCCCAGCCACCAUGGAUAACCCCAUCGCCAGCAUCGCCUACGAGUUCAAGGCCGAGGCCAUCCCCGCAGGGCCAAACCAGCACCCCAUCAAGCUGGAGAAGCUCUUCGACGUCAAGCGCUCGCUCCCGCCGCCAGAGCUCCCUCACCACUCGGUCCGCGUCUUCCCCCCAACCAACGUCAAGGCCAGUGUGCACUACCAGCAGGUCAUCCACCCCAUCGGCACAAACACCCUCUCCAUGCGCCUCGACGGCAUCGCAAAGGUCAACUCCGCCACCAACACCAUCGAGUACUGGAAGCUCAAGAAACUCACAUGGCGCCUCGAGGAGACCAUGAAGACCGUCGCCCCGGCGUGCGAGAAGCACAUGCCCAAGAUCGAGGGCGCCACCGAGGAGCAGCAGGAGCAGAUGCGCAAGAGGGGCGUGGCCCGCACCGAAACCCGCACCAUCGGCGAGAAGACCCUCUUUUCCGGGUGGAAGUCAAACUACGCCGGCCCGACCGACUCGAGCGUCGAGCUGGAGCUCGACUACGCCCUCAGCAAGCACGCCAAGUACAGCUGCGACCUCAAGGCCCGCGACGGCACCGAGGUCGGCCACCAGCUGAUGCUCGAGAUGGUCGUCUCGCAGGAGUGCGCCCCCGUCGGCAAGCCCAGCCUCGUCACCCAGACCGGCGUCGGCCGCAUCCUGCGCAUGCACUUCGGCACCGUCCUCACCGAGCGCGGCGGCAUCGGUAUCUCUUGGGACAACGAGGCGCCCCCAAUCUACCAGGACGUCCCGCCUAGCCCGCCCGCCUACUCGGAUGAGCCCAACUUCCCCACUCCACCAGUGGACUUCGAGGAGGUCUAUGAGACACUUGACGGACACCGGCCACUACCGGGUGCAUUGGGUGGGCCGAGCGGGAGUGGACAUGCUAGUGCGAGGAGUAGUAGGAGGAACAGCGCCGAGGGUCAUCGGUGA